This is a messenger RNA of Venustampulla echinocandica, 2811 nucleotides long. RefSeq names its product putative potassium transport protein 1. The record is from RefSeq and is a predicted model, not a curated record. Bases 1 to 2811 code for a protein of 936 amino acids. The transcript is spliced from 3 exons. Gene Ontology annotation, biological process: potassium ion import across plasma membrane; intracellular potassium ion homeostasis. NCBI's taxonomy places the organism in Eukaryota, Fungi, Ascomycota, Leotiomycetes, Helotiales, Pleuroascaceae. Gene Ontology annotation, molecular function: high-affinity potassium ion transmembrane transporter activity. Gene Ontology annotation, cellular component: plasma membrane.
AUGCAUUCUAUUCUAUAUGAUAUCUGGCAUCAGAUAGUCUCGUUGAAGCCCUCCUUCAUAUCGAAAAGCCCGCAUUUUAAUUUUAUUACUGUGCACUAUUUCUACAUCAUUGGGAUAGCUUUAUUUGGCUCCAUAUGCCUCUAUCCUCAUGGGAAUAUCAAGUAUAUCGAUGCCCUCUUCAUGGGGACCGGCGUGGCCACACAGAGCGGCCUCAACACCGUGGAUCUCAAUAAGUUGAAUACAUUCCAACAAUUCGUAUUAUACUUUAUCCCAAUGCUGGCAAACCCAAUUACCAUCCAUACGUUUGUUGUCUUCUUAAGAUUAUAUUGGUUCGAGAAACGCUUCCAACACAUUGCCAAGGAGGCCAAGAAGAAUAGGAGGAGCAUAUCGAAAACCAUGAGCAAAGCGAAGACAAAUGAACGGGAUAUCGGGCAGGAGGAGAUGGGUGUCAGAGGACGGAGCAUUGUCGUGAUGCAUAACACAACUGUGCCUAACGGCAUGACGAAUGACCGUGCUGUGCCAGAGGAUUUGAAGUAUCACCUUGAAAAGGGAAAGCAACUCCACCAAGGAGAGGAAGUCCCGUCGUCCAGUACUUCCGAAGGUGCUAGCAAGGGCCAAAGCUCAGAGUCUGAAGAUGACCGAGCAUCAGUAGGAACCGUUCAGCGGUCUCAGACCCAGAUCAAAUUUGCGGAUCAGGUGAAACCAAGUAAUGGACAGACGGACGAUCCUCUCCGGAUACCCACGCGACGGAAUCACGAAGAUCAUAUUGCCUUCUUAGAACGCCAACGUAACCCAGAUAAUAGCGCUGUACUUCGCAUUCCUGGACCAAGGGACGCUGAUGCUGGCAUGGCACCAGAGACGGUUGACCAUGGCGAUAAUAUGCAUUACACCUUAUCUGGGAAAGCGUCAACAUUUAGCCCCCGGCGAGAUAGUAUCGAUACAGCCGUGGAUGGCGACGAGCAAGUCCCCGAGACUCGGAAAACCAGGCCUCGCAAUCUCACAUUUACAGAGCCAACGAGGCCGCCACCUGGAGAGCGUAUUGCCAAUGAUGUUGAAGCCGCCAAACAUACAUUAAAUGUGUUCAAAUUCCGCAAACCAAAGUUCCUUAGCAGUAAAUCAGAAAAAGCACAGGAGGGCCAUCCUGCCCAUUUUUCCCUAGCGCGAAGUGCCACUCUUCAGGGGAUCAGGAGUGCAUUGUCACGAGAUAAGGAUGACACAAUGCCGUAUCUGAGUUGGGAGCCCACAGUUGGGCGAAAUUCCGCCUUCGUGGAUCUCACAGAAUCACAAAGGGAAGAAUUGGGGGGCAUCGAGUAUCGGUCGCUAAAGUCGUUAGCGCUAGUCUUGACUCUCUAUUUCUGGGGUUUUACUUUACUUGGAAUAUUGGGUCUGGUGCCAUGGAUCUUGCGAAGCCCCUCCUUUGGGGCGGUUGUCACUGAUAUUGGCCAAGGAAGGGUUUGGUGGGGAUUCUACACCGCAAACUCAGCCUUCACCGAUUUAGGCUUUACCCUUACGCCAGAUAGUAUGAACUCUUUCCAGCAGGCGAUUUGGCCGCUGGUAUUGUUGAGUUUCCUUAUUAUUGCGGGGAAUACUGGGUUUCCUGUUAUCCUUCGGUUCAUCAUCUGGGUUACCUCAUUAUACGUUCCUAAGGAAAGUGGCAUCUGGGAGGAGCUUAGGUUUUUGCUGGACCAUCCACGUCGGUGCUUCACGUUGUUAUUCCCAUCAAAAGCAACUUGGUGGUUAUUCUGGAUAUUGGUGAUGCUGAAUGGUGUGGAUCUAAUAUUUUUUAUUAUUCUUGAUCUCGGCAACACCAUUGUCACCCAACUUCCUGUCAAUAUCCGAGUUUUAGAUGGCUGGUUCCAAGCCGUGGCGACCCGAACAGCAGGCUUUGCCGUUGUAAACAUUUCCCAGCUUCAUCCCGCUAUUCAAGUGUCAUACCUCAUAAUGAUGUAUAUCUCCGUACUUCCCAUUGCAAUAUCGGUUCGGCGAACGAACGUCUAUGAAGAGAAGUCUUUAGGGAUUUAUGGCUCGGCCUCACAAGAAACUGAGGACGAAGGUGAACCGUCCUACGUUGGUGCGCAUUUGCGGCGACAACUAUCCUUUGAUCUCUGGUAUAUCUUCCUAGGACUGUUCAUCCUUGCUAUCUCGGAAGGCAAACGACUUCAGGGUGAUGAUCCGGAUUUCACUCUAUUCACGGUUCUGUUUGAGAUUGUCAGUGCAUAUGGUACUGUUGGUCUCUCACUCGGGUACCCCACCAUCAACGCAUCCUUCUCUGCGGAAUUUGGAGUCAUCGGCAAACUUGUCAUUAUCUCCAUGCAAAUUCGUGGUCGCCAUCGUGGCCUUCCGUAUGAAUUAGAUCGUGCUAUCCUUCUCCCCAGUGAAAAUCUCCAAUUAAACGAAGGUCGAGAAGACGCAGCAUCUCUACGCAGGCAAAGUUCGAUGGCCACAAAUGGGCCGGGCGGUAGCGGUAGCGAGAGCCGCAACCGCAGCAGGAGUAAGAGCACUGACCGCCAUCCGCCGAAUUUCCUCAAUCGUCUCCUCCAUCCCGGCCCGAUGAUACCAAGCAGUCAUCGUGAUGUACCGCUACCACCAAAGGGGUCUACCACGCGAAGACAUAGCAUUUCUACCCCCGGAAUGCCAGAUAGGUCCAGGAGUGCCAGUCCUACUGCUACUUCUAGCGGGGCUCACAGGACUCAGACGCAGAUUAGCACGCCGGUUGGUGAAACAAGAGAUUGGGCGGGGGACAGGGAGGGGAGAAGGAGAUUUUUUAAGGAGGGUGCCAAUCCUGAGCCGCCGGCGAACGGCUCGUCGUAA